CACAUUUCUCCGGUGUAAGCAGCCCGCAUCUGAAUCAUUCGAUGGUCCGCUCCUCGCAUAUCAAGAAAGCCAUAUCCAUGCUCGGUGGUACUCUUGCAACUUCUCAUGAGCAACUAUUGUUGUUCUUGAAUCUGAUUGGUAUCGCUACCCUCGCCACUCUUGUGACCGACUUGGUUCAGGAAGGCCCCGGUUCCGGUGGUUCUUGCGAGGGAACUCUUCUCAUGCUAGCUGGAAAGCAACAUCUGAACAGGGUACACGAGCCUGGAGAACAUGAGAUCAGCGAAUCCAAGAGUUGUUUGUUGGUCGGUUCAGAACGAAAUCUGGCAGCUGGAGAAGAGAACUUGAAUAAGAAUUUUUCUGAGAAGCAAGAUGAAAAAUGGGCAACUGAAGGUAUUAAAAGUGAGAUAGAGAAGCCGAAUCCAGCACAUCUUAAAUUCACAAUUUCAAAACAGAAAGUCAAAAGUACAAGAAAGGGGAAGAAGAAGAAGCAGGGAAAAAUUGAAUCCAGUGCUGCUUGUGAUCAAAAAUCAGGGCGAUUGCCUGAUAGGCACCUUCCAGAGGCCCCUGAUAAGGUCUUGGACAGGGGAAAAAAAGGGAUUGCUGAAGUGCAACAAGCUUUCAUAGAGCAUUCAAAAGAUCACAAGACUGAAGUUGCUGCAGAGGUCUCCAAAGUGUUCAUUUUGACUGAGGAAGAUCUGGAGUCGCGCAUGAGGAAUUUCUACGCUUCAAGAAUCAAGGCUGCUUUCGAUCCGAGAGAAACAGACCAGGACGGCGAGAUCUUUCCCAAGGUUAUCAAACCAUUGUGGGCGCAUGCCAUACACACACCAGAAUGCUCCAGGUUAUUAGAAAAAAGUAUUCAAAAUGUAAGGAUGGAGGCAAACAAAAGAGGACUUGAUACAAGUUCUUGGUAUAAAGAAAGCUUGAGAAACAUACUAGAAAUUCUGGAACCUCAUUUGCAAACUACCAAUCACCAAAAUCAUCUUUCUCUUCCAGAGAUGGAUGAUACAAUGUACAGGAAUCUACAGGUACUUUGGAAUUCCAAUCCAGAAGCAUUUUUGCAAAUCGAACCAAUUCUUGCAUCCAGACUAAGCAAAUAUGAAUUGCACAGGAGGCUUUCAACCUUAACCAACCAAAUCAUACAAAAGACAGCAAUUGAGAACUGGAAGCUGAUCAGUAAGGCAUUAGGCGAUAAAGGUAACAAGCGUCGAGUUAAUCAGUUUUUAAAAUCUCUUCAGCAAAAUUUUGAGCUCGACCACGAAUUCCCAGAUACACUUAAUUGCUUUGAGCUGUGGUCCAAAAUCCCAACAAUUUUCACAAAUAUACUAGGCAAGACUAAAUACGAUGCUUCGAGCUUACUUAUGUCAAUUGUAGGCCCUUUCGAAUACAGGAGGCGAUUCAACUUUGAAAUUUUUUACCAUGAAUCCUCUGACUUGCAGUUAAACAUCAAGCCUCAGACUGAGUUACCAUUGAAUGUUAUGGAAGACCUUCACUUUUCAGAAAAAUAUAAGGGAGUAAAUGUUUGGAAUGUGUGCUGCAUUGUCCGCUAUCUUGGUCUGGGAAAUUCAAAGCGUUUUGAAGACUCUUCAGACCAUGACCUCUCGUCUGAUUUUGAAAGUGUUUUGAAAUUGUUGAAUUGCAAAACGUACUGGGAAGAUCAAGUGUUAUUCUAUGACCUAGCAAUGCCUCCACAUGUCUUGAACUCACUUGAAGAGCUGCGAGCAGUCAACACCAAGUUCAAAGCAGGAGUUUAUUCAAACUUGGUUUGA
Puccinia graminis f. sp. tritici CRL 75-36-700-3 is the source of this 1766-nucleotide messenger RNA. RefSeq lists its product as uncharacterized. The transcript has 4 exons. The record is from RefSeq and is a predicted model, not a curated record. NCBI's taxonomy places the organism in Eukaryota, Fungi, Basidiomycota, Pucciniomycetes, Pucciniales, Pucciniaceae. The coding region runs from base 42 to 1766 and encodes 574 amino acids.